GGAGGAGGAGGAGUGGAAAGGGGCUGAAGCAGAGCACAGAGCUCUUACAGAGAUAGAGUGGGAUUUCUGGACAUAGGGAGGAACUCUCUAACUGAUCACAGGCACCUCACAUGCCCUGAACACUGACUCUUAGCCUGGGGCUGUACCACUCUGCAACUGACAGUAUUUAUUCUCUAACCCACUCACUGCUUCUUUUUCCUUGGACACUAUACAUUUUUCAUAGUGGGACUUUCUGUUUGGUCUGGAGAGAGUUACGUGCAAUAGUGAGAGAUGAUCCCGUUCCGCGCUCUGCAGUCUGGCGGGGCUGCUCCUCGUUCCUGGCUUCUUCUCUUGGCGCUGCUGUGUGUAUGUAUCCUGAUGAGCGGGGCCACACCACAUCUCUCCUAUCAGCGUCCCGGCCAGAAGGGCAAGAACUGGUGCGCCUACAUUGUGAAUAAGAAUGUCAGCUGCACGGUCAUCGAUGGGACGGAGAGCUUUAUUCAGCCUCAGUACAGAUGCGCCUGGAAUCAGAUCCACUGUCAGCCAACAAUGGUAUAUAAAGUGAGCUUCCGACCAAGAUACACUACGUCGUAUAAAGUUGUCACAGAGUUAGAGUGGAGGUGCUGCCCUGGCUAUAAGGGGGUGGACUGCAAAGAAGGUCCUUCAGAAGAAGCCAAGUCUGUUCCUCUACAGACCUCUAGGCCUGCCCUUGGCCGCAAAGAUAUCGGUACAGGUGUAAAACCGCAAAAGCCACAAGAGGCCAAAAAGGAAUUGCAGGAUCUGCAGAAUUUAAAUGAAGCACAAGAGAAAAAAAUUAAUUUCCUUGAAGAUGAAAUGCUUCGCCUAACCCAGACUGUGAUUGACAUGCAAACAUCUCUGGCAGGUGUAAAUGAGAACCUAAAGCUUACUAUUCAAGAGGAUGUGAGCAAGAAUCUAGUUUCAUGGCUAAGCAACUUGCCACAACCAGAAAGUUUCUCUGGCGGAAAAACCGAGACUAUUAAGUUCCAAGGAUUUUCUGGAAGUACAGAAAGAGAAGAUGGGGUAAGAGACAUUAUUUCUGAAUUAAAUGGUGUGAAAGAAGCCUUACAGAGUAAAAGUCUUUUGAUUGAUCAACUCAAUGAAAAAUUAAAUGUAUAUGAAGAACGUUUAAGGCAGUUCCAGGAGGCAUCACAUGGACCUGCCCCUACAUUGCACACUGGUAAUGCACCAGAGAAGUCUAUAGAUGAUAAAUUAGAAGCACUUAGAAAUGAAAUGCUAGAAGGAAUGGACAUCAAAAUGGCAGAUCUGAAAAAUUCCUGUGAUUAUAAAUUAACUAGUGUUCAGCAACAAUGUGAGGACCACGAGACCAGCUGUUUGGGUGUGAUAGAGCUUCUUAGGGAGAAAGAGACUGAACUCCGAAAGGAAAUAAAUGCAGUAAAGUCCCAGGGAGGCAUACAAGGAAACGGUCAGAACUGUUGCACAAAUAAUGGUGAUCUUGACAAUAAAUUAAAACAUUUAGAUCAAAAGGUUGAGAGAAUUUCUGAAGCCCACAAGGUUCUCAAUAGCAGAAUAGACAAUGAGAUACAGCAUAUAAACAAUCUAUCCCCAGACAGCAGUUAUGAGGAAAGAUUGACUGAAUUGGAUUUUAAAAUUAACAUUACAGAAAAGAAUGCUGAGGAGCAUUGCUUCUACAUUGAGGAAACUCUGAGGGGGCUAAUUAUCACAAAUUCUAAUGAAAUGAAGGAUCUUCUUGAUACAAGACUGCAGAAAAUGGAAGACAUUGUAUGGGACAUCACAAAUGCAUCUUCUCCUGAUGUUGUGCAUUCUAAUACUGGGUCAACAGCUCACCAUGAACCAGAAUCUGUCAGUGGACACCUUGUAAUUGAAAUGAAGGACCUUAGGGAUGCAGUAAAUCAACUUGAAGGCCAAAUGUACUCAAUGUUGCACUCUAGUGAAGACUAUUCAAACAAUAAUGAUGGACAUAAAGAAAAUAAUUUUAUUCUUUUAAAAUCCUUGAAUGAUACAAUAAAUGAGAAGUUUGACCUGAUCCAGCUGAACAAAGUAGGUAUCGAAACAGUGAGCAGCGACCUGCGGAAACUACAGCAUAAACUGAUCAGUAAUGAAGAGGAUUUGAAUUUGUUAAAAGAUGGGGUGAGUGUGUUUAACAAUCAGAUACUGGAUAUAAAGUCCACUGUUAAAUAUACUGAAACAGGACUGCAUAAAAAAGUAGAGGAAGUUGAAAGACUUUGCAAAGAUACCUCACACUCAGCAACAAAUAAUGAAUGCUGUAGUGGCCUUCAGAGCAGAUUUGAACUACUGAGCAGUGAAAUGACUGCUGACAAAGGAAAAUGUACUGAACAUACUCAGGGAAUUCAAAAGGAGAUGUCUAACGUGGACACUAGACUCGCAAAGUUGGAGAAUGUUUGUGGGAAGCUUGACACCAUCUCUGACAGUAUGCAGAGGAUAAAAGAUGGCCUUAAUAAGCAUGUUACCAGUUUGUGGAACUGUAUACAUACCAUCAAUGGAACAGUAAAGUCACAUUCCAAUGACAUUUAUGGCCUAAAGAAUUCAGUCCAGGUGUUUCACAGCCAGGUCUCCAAAAUCACUUCUGAUCUUGACAAUCUUAUCAAGAGCCAACCUGCAGUAGGAGAAGAACCAGAGCAGACACUGCAAACUAGAAUUAUACCUCCGCUGCCACCAAGAGAACCUCAAAAGCCAUUCUUUCCCCAAGUUCCACAACAACCAAUUAUCCCACAACAACCUGUGAUACCACAAAUACCUCAAUACCCAACACAGCCUAAAGUAACAGAACAUGCAGCACAACCAAAGCUACCUCAGGACCCAAGUGUCUCAAAACCACAGCAGCAACCAUCACAACCAAGGCAACCUUCCUUGCCAGACUCUGUUUUCACCAUCCCUGUACGUCCCGGAACCAAUGGGAUCAUUGUUGAAACUGGUGAGGCUGGCCCCCCAGGAAGAAUGAUCAAAACUGAGUCAAGACGGCCUCAAGGUGCAAAUGGGCAGGAAACAAUCUUAUUGGCAACAGACUCAGCAGCAAAAAUACUCAAGUCUGGAUCUGAACGGCCUCAUGGUGCAGAUGGACAACAGGCAAUGCCAGUUUCAAAAGGAUUUGCAGGAGCACCAGGAUAUCCACAAAAAAAUGUAAAUGCAAGAGUUUUAGAUCAAACAAAAAGACCUGGUGGUUCAGCAUCACAAGAUGUUUUUAACAUACCAACAUUUUCAGAUGCACAAGAGAAUCUGAGAGUAUCCUUUUCGGAAUCACAGGGAGCCACUACAACAACAGCUUUGAUUUCCUUCUCUGUGGGGCUGAAUGGAAAUGGAAUGGAUACUUUUGAUGUUGGAGUCAUCCAUUUUAACAACAUUUUGGUCAAUGAUGGCGAACACUAUAAUCCAGCAACAGGUAUCUUCACUGCUCCUAUUGAGGGCCGUUACAUGAUCACAGCAGUCCUGACUCCUGAACAAGAACAUCACAUUGAAGCCAUUUUGUCUGUGUCCAAUGUCAGCGUGGCACAGAUGGACACGUCCGGCUACAAAAAAGAAGUUCUGGAAUAUAACAAACCAGGGAGACUAAUAUGUGGGGGAGUGGGCACUUUCCAUCUCAUCCUGCAUCUGCAAUCUGGAGAUGAAGUCAGCAUUGUGCAGAUCGGAGGCAAGAUCGCCAGCUCCAAAACAGAUGAAAUGUAUUCCACAUUCAGUGGGGUCUUUUUAUACCCUUAUUCUUCUUCUUACAGAUAAUUUCAUUCCACACGAAACCAAAGAGACAUUUAGGAAAGAUAUUCACUGUCAUUCAGUUGGGGGUGUUAGUAUAUUAUAUUUACAAAUAAUUUGUGAGCAGUUUAUCCAUUCUGUGCCCUGAUGCAAUUUACAUCACCAUGGCUAUAAAUGUCUGCUUUGUGCUCAGUAUUAGCAACAGUUUUCUGAACACUUUGUUACAAACACAACAUAGUGCACUGUUAAGGAAUGUAUUUUUUUAUUCAAUUCAAGAUGUUUUUAUAUAUUCUUUAUUUUUAAUUAUCCUGAACUUUUUUAUCCAAGCCCCAAUAUAAUAAUUUAAUAUUUAGUGUCUGAUAUUGCAUCUAUUUCUUCCCACUCUGUAACUGAUCUGCCCUUGUAACCAAUACUGUUUCCAGGUUGGUCCUUGCAGAGUAUAAAAGGUGUGCCUUCCCAUGUUGUUAUAUACUGCUGUAGCAUAUAUCUCUGCAGUGCCGUAUCAGCCAAUCAGCAGUUAUCUAGCAGAGAAAAAACGAUAAAGGAAAACAUCUGAUUGGACCCUGAAGAGCACUGAUUGGACCUGGCUGUGGAAUGAGUGAUCUGUGUUUGGCUGGGUGAAAUGAAUUGGGCCAGACGUUCAGACAAGGGACUUUAUGGGGUACGUAGGGUCCUAGGCAUGGUGAGCAUUGAGAGCACACAUAAGGGGAGGCAGACCACACUUUCUAACUUGAUCUGGAAUAAAUGUAUAUAAUUUAGGCAAACAUUUUAAUUUAAUCCAGAACAAGGUGCAAUGGCUAACCUCCAGCAAACCUAAUUGUUCAGAUUUAGAAAGGAAUCAGCAUAGAUGAGGCCCCUAGUGCAGACAUGUCAAGCCAUUUCCCUCUCUAUGAACUAUAAUCCCCAGCAUCUUCAGCCAAGAUUCAAGAUUUUGUAUUUACUGUAUUGAGGCAUCUACUGUAACUGGGAGAAGUGAUUGUACUGUACUCGUGCUGUUUACUUAUUUUCUUACAACUAUUCAGUGAUCACAAUGGUUUAUUUAAAUGCUUCCUUUACUUCCUGCAUUACAUGGGACACAAUUGAAAACGACGCUGCCCUCGGUAACCUACAGACACAUUUCAGAAGAAAUAAUCGCGCUCUAUUAACCUUCACAUAUUUAAUACUCAAAAUUUAUAAUAGAAUUUUCUUCUUGCUGGCACUGGGUGUAAUACAACCAAUAAAUAUAUGAACGGUUACCCCUUCACUGCACUUUAUAAAGAAUACAUAUGUGGAGAGUGAGUGAGCAUUUUUAUUCCUUGUGUUAAUGAAAAGGAAGCUUCAUGGCUGAGAUACUAAUGCACCCAUAGAUCCAAGGAAAACCUAAGACCACAGUGUCAGACAUAUACCUGCAGAUAAACAAUGUAUAAUAUGUAUCAAGGCUAUUUCCAUUCUUUACAUUACUCUAUAGAAAUAUGAAACAAGAAAUGUUCUUGAUUAUGGAGUGCCGGAGCCUAAACCUGCUGACAAGCUCUUUGGCGUGAGUAGAACAGAAACCAAUGCAGCUUCCUAGUGGGUGUAAAAUGAAACCUCUGCAAUCACAUUGUGGCUUUCCUGAAACCUUCUCACUUGUCUGUGAUUAUUAAAAACCAAAAUGCACUCAAGCCCUUCCUAAGUGACUGAAUGUAUGUUUUCAGGUUGUUUUUAGAUAAUAUAUGUGUUUGUGGAAAGAUACCCACCACUGUGAUUUAACCGCCUGCUUUGCCUCUUUCACUCUGUAUAGUUCUGCCUUAGGUAACCCCUUUUCCUGACCUCUACCAAAGCAGUUACACUUCUACAUGUCUAUGCAUUUCCUAUGGGUUUUUUUUUUUACUUUGAUGUCAAAUUGAAAUGAUUAUAAACUAUUUUAAAUAUUAAAGAUUGGACUAUUUUACAUCUCA
Xenopus laevis (African clawed frog) is the source of this 5603-nucleotide messenger RNA. RefSeq names its product elastin microfibril interfacer 2 L homeolog (gene emilin2.L). NCBI's taxonomy places the organism in Eukaryota, Metazoa, Chordata, Amphibia, Anura, Pipidae. The record is from RefSeq and is a predicted model, not a curated record. The transcript has 11 exons. The coding region runs from base 271 to 3714 and encodes 1147 amino acids. Gene Ontology annotation, cellular component: extracellular region.